AUGGUGAAUGCUGGUGAGUCAACAAUAAUUGAUGUUGAUGAGUCAUAUAGGCAUAACGGCCUAUCUUUAUAUUUUUAUUACAUUUUAUCAAUAUUUGAUUAUUUAAUAAUAGUUAAAAUUUUAAUGGUGAUAGAAUUUUUUUAAUUCCAUUUGUUUAAGCUAUUCAAACUGAUCCAUGGCCAGCAAAUGAGACAACAAAUGAGACAGAGUUAGGGCAAGAGGAUGAAUCAGAAGAUGAGCAGGAAAUGCAGGACGACACGUAUAAGGAGUUUGAGUGUGAUGAAGACCCUACAUGGAGUCCUGAAGAAAUCGAAGAUACAUAUAAAAAACUAAAGGAAGAUGAUGACUCGGUGAAGACUCAUCAGAACCCAAGGUGCAAAGAUGCAAAAUUUAUUGCAUUUUAACAUCUUAGCUCUAAGUAUCCUCUGGGAAGUGAUUUAGGCCUAAAACUAACUUCCAUCAUGAGAGGAUCUAUUUAGAAACAAGAGUACAUGAAAUUUGUUUUUUAAUUUACUCAGAUAAGAAUUGCAACAAAAAAAAAAAAAGAAGAAGAGGCAUAGCCAGCCCAUAGACUGGAAGUCCCAGGCCUAAAAAUGUUUGGUUUGUCCACUCAACCACUUGCAAUAAAUUAUGCAUCGUUGGGGUGGGCUAGAUAGCUUAAGGGCUCAAAGUUGUCAUGUGUGCAAUCAACAGAAUAAUUAUAAAAAAAGCAUUUUUCCGGAUGUAUGUGAGAAUAAAAUCCCAACCCACAAUUAGCCAGGUUUACAACAAGUUGAAAAACUGGCAACACCCUGAGAAAAACAAUGAAAAUGAUAAUCAUUUUUUUAUUGUUAUUUUAUUAUUUCAGAUGCUAUGAUUAAAUAAGUUUUUUCUUUCAAUCAUUUUUUACAGGUUGGAUCUACAAGGAAAAAACAUUCGAGAGGAACCAAAGGGAAUUGUUUUCCUUUCCAAACUUCUUCUUUUGUUUCAGUUCUGCCACUUGUGCUUCUUUUCAAAACCCAAACUUUCUGUAUCACAGACAGGUACCUUGUUAACCGUAGAAAGUUUCUGCAGAAACUGUAGCCAGACAAAAGUCUGGAAGAGUCAACCAGACCUGCUAGGAAAGUUUCCAGCAGGUAACCUGCUAUUAAGUUUUGCAGUGCUCUGUGAGCCGAGUGAAAAGAAAGAAACGAUACAUUAA
Porites lobata is the source of this 1180-nucleotide messenger RNA. The record is from the annotation of a GenBank genome assembly. NCBI's taxonomy places the organism in Eukaryota, Metazoa, Cnidaria, Anthozoa, Scleractinia, Poritidae.